AAAAGGGUAAAAGUGCAACAAAUUUUUUCUAGAAUUCUCAAAAUUAAAAACUUACAAAUAAUGGAACAAAGGGAGUAUUAGAUAAUUGAAAUUGGCUUGGAUAUUAUGUGUUUUGGAACAUUCAAUUAUAUAUAGCAAUGCCUUCGCCAAUCUGCUAGUAUCACCUCAAUUUUUGUCCCUCGCAUCGCAGGACUAUAAUGUCUGGAUUCCUGUACUAGUGAUCCUGUCCUAUAUUGUGGCUUCAACAAAAACCAGCAUUGUUUUCUUCUGCUGCUACCUAGGACCAAAAUCUCUAAGCUCUCCCUUUUUCUUUUUCUUUUUUCUUUUCUUUUAGAAUUUGAAUUGCAAUAGAGUCGGUACUCUGUACUAGAAAUAACCAAUAGAGAGAAACAUUAGAAAAGUUAUAGAGAAGAAAGACUCAGAAGAAAAUGGUCCCUUGAUGUCUUUAAAGGAGGCAACAAGAUAGGGUAAGGCCCCCAGUGGGUUGGAAGCUGUUUUUCCCUUGCAUAUAUUCGCCUUCAAAACAUGGCACAUGCCUUUGUUUCUAGCACUAACGCACAUUUUCUCUUUAAAUACCUCUCUUGCUCCCUCUCCCUCUGUUCAAUCUAUAUCCCCCACCACUUUCACACGUCUAGUUUUCUUCUCUUCUCUAUUAUUCUUAUGGCUAUAAGAAAAUCGAACAAGCUUCCUCAAACGGCAGCUCUUAAGCAGAUAAUUAAAAGAUGCUCAAGUCUUGGAAAGAAACAAGGGUAUGAUCAAGAAGGUCUUCCUGAAGAUGUUCCGAAAGGACAUUUCGCGGUUUAUGUAGGCGAAAAUAGAAGCAGAUAUAUUGUUCCUAUAUCUUGGUUAGAUCAUCCUGAGUUUCAAAGUUUGCUUCAAAGAGCUGCAGAAGAAUUUGGAUUUAAACAUGAUAUGGGUCUUACAAUCCCUUGUGAAGAAGUAGUUUUUCAAUCUUUAACAGCUACGAUAAGAUAAAUAAUAAUGAAAAGAAGAACCAUUGAAGCAAUCAAGCAAUUAUGAUAUGUUUUGUAGCCAAAACCAGAACUAAUAUGCAUUUGUUUAACCUAGAGCUAGAUGGCAUACAUAGAUUUUGCUGUGAUUCCCAGAUGUAAUUUUCUUUCUUUCUUUGUUUGAAAGAGUUUGAUUUAUUAAAGAAAAUUUCUUUAUAUUUUCUCUUCUCGUUCACAGCUUCAGAGUUGUGUUUAGUUGCUUCAU
This is a messenger RNA of Jatropha curcas, 1215 nucleotides long. Its product is annotated as protein SMALL AUXIN UP-REGULATED RNA 12. Gene Ontology annotation, biological process: response to auxin. The record is from RefSeq and is a predicted model, not a curated record. NCBI's taxonomy places the organism in Eukaryota, Viridiplantae, Streptophyta, Magnoliopsida, Malpighiales, Euphorbiaceae.